AUGUUAAUUACUAAAUUUAAUAAGCCUAUUGUUAAUGUUAGUAAUAGUAUUAAAUCGAAUAUUUUGAAUACAAAUGAUAAAGUCAUUUCAGAAUUUAUUUCAUUAAAGGCAACUAUUUCUCCUGGAAUUUCUGCAAAUUCAUAUAUUGAAGUUGAGAAAUUGCAGAAAUUACUUAUUAGCCGAAAAGAUGAUAUUGAUUGUAUAUUAAAAUCACAGCCUGUGUAUGCCAUAGGAAUUGAUUUUCAAAAAAAUUCUACUAAUCCAUGUAUUGCCUGUUGGGUUGCUGAGCCUCUUGAUAUAACAAUUCUAGAAUGUCUUGAAAAUAUGUUUGAAGAUCAGUUUGAAAUUUAUGUUGAUUCUAUUGUAAAUGCUGAAGUUAUAAAUUUAGGUAUCGUUCAAGAUUUUAAUAUCACUGCUAGUAUUUGGGCAAACACCGCUCCUUUUGAAGAGGAUGUCGGAAUUCUAAAUUAUGAAAUUAAUGUAAAUGGUUGUGGAAUAGGAGAUAUGCUUAGUAAUAAUUGGCCAUUACUAAAAAGGAUAGGUUUUGGUUAUUUUCUUCAUUCUAUUGAAGUUAAUAUUUCACCAAUACCUGAAAAAAAAAUACGAAAUUUCCACCCAACAGGCAUAUCACAACCAACACAAUCAAAUCGAGAAAUUGAAUUUUUAACAGCUAAUGAAAAAAAUAUUAAUUUACAAGUUGGAACAUCGAGCGGCAGUAUAGCUGGUAUAAAUGGUGGAAUAAAAAAGGUUCAUAAUACCAAAUUCUCAUCAAAUGAAUGGAAAUUAUCUUAUAAAGGUCCUAAUACUAAAGGGGAGCGUUGGUUAUAUCAAUACGUUGAUAAUAACCUUGAUAAGGAUGGCAGCAAUAGAGAAAGUUUUGCCCCUGGACCCCAUUCUGGUCAGUGGCUUACUAAGAAAGAGAUGCAAGGAUUUUGUAUUACUAUUACUCAAAUAGUACGCUGCGAGGUUACCCAUGGUUGGCGUAGAUUCCUUCAUCAAACAAAACCAAAGUUAUUGCAACUUUGCCCAAUGAUGUCUCAUAGCCUUAAAAUAACCUUUAAUGAUCUUAAAGACUUUAAUGCAAACUUAACAAAACUCAACAAAACUUUUUAUACUAAUAAUGACAACAUUUACAUUAAUGUUGGAGGAAAUGAAGUAGAAAAUAUUAACAACGAUGAAAACCAAAAAAUUAAGAAUUUAAAUGGAGAAAUCAAGCGAUCGUUUGUAAUUUUAUAA
Funneliformis mosseae is the source of this 1236-nucleotide messenger RNA. The record is from the annotation of a GenBank genome assembly. Lineage: Eukaryota; Fungi; Glomeromycota; Glomeromycetes; Glomerales; Glomeraceae.